This is a messenger RNA of Hymenoscyphus albidus, 2741 nucleotides long. Lineage: Eukaryota; Fungi; Ascomycota; Leotiomycetes; Helotiales; Helotiaceae. The record is from the annotation of a GenBank genome assembly.
CCGGCCAAAAUUUCUGGCCACGAACGGCGCAUGAGUUACCGAGAUACCCUGGCAACGGACUGCUCAGCCUCUCUCUCUCUCGCAACCCCCCCGACCAGGAAAAAGACCCCCUCAAACCUUGCUAGAUCCCCGCCUUUUUCUCGUCUGGUCCUCAGCCAGACGCAGCACAACCACUGUCCUAUCCUGUGCUGCACUGGUAAAGCACGUAACCACUUCUCCACCACUGCUGCUGCUCCCGGCACACGGCAAAGACUCCUGAUAGAUUGUUUUCCUCAACAUUUGUCGCAUGGUACCGUUGGCUGAUAUGCUAUUAUCCGACUCUGCUUCCUAGCUUCCUAGUCGUGCCAUUUGUCAGUUGAGUUGGUAACCCCGAUGGCCUUUGGUUCCAAUUAUGACUGAAGUCGAGAACCAUCAUCAUCACGCUCACGUUCCACCUUCCGACGCAUAUUACGAUUCGGACGAUGUUGGUGGCCCCAGCAGUCCCCAGAUGAACGCUGUCACAGUCAACUUUCAACCCUCCUCAACGCCGCCAUAUAUGGUCCCUCAACCUCCAGCUCUGAGUCCGGUGUCCUCGUCCGGAUCCCCCGGUCGCAAGAUCUCCAAGCCAACUGCCAGUAAGAGCGAUGUUGGUCUGGUGCGUAUGAUGGGCAAUGGAAAUAUUGAUGUUGCGCAACAAGCAGGAGCGGAGGUGUUGGCCGCCGCGGAUGAGAAUGACACGGACGAGGCAGCCCAGAAUGGUACGGUCGUGUGUAUAAAUACAGCGGACGACAAGUCGGAGGAAUGUACAGCAGAAGGGCAAACGGGAUCGGAGAAGGACGCGUCGGAAAAGGGCGAGGCAGAAAGUAAUGACCUUGCUUUGGUUGCGGCCAAAGCAAUGAACGUAUUGGGGUCGAUAUCGCCGCCGCCGCCAAAGUUAGUCGAGGUGAAGAAUGAAAAGUUAUCCACGGAAGUUCCGCCGGAGAAGGAGUCGACAGAGAAGGCGAGGCCAGUGGAGAGGAGGCCAACCAUACCUUUGAUUUUUGUGGCAAACUCAAAUGGUCAUGGUUCAUCUGAUGGGGGGGUGAGUGGUUUGGAUAGGAGGACGUCAGUGACCGAGGAAUUACCACCAAUUCGACAUCAUUCACCCAGUCCAGCUCUUUCAAAUGGAAUUAGAGUGGUUAAGCCGACCCUUCCAUCACUCUCCGAUUCUCUCAAGAGUAUUGCUCAUGAACCAUUACCACCAGUGCAGUCCCCUCCUGCUCGACAACCACCACUAUUUUCCGCUGUAUCAAAUCAUGGUUCCCCUCCCAAGUCUCCAAAUGAUACCUUUCGACGAGAGUUGCCAUCUCCUGGUCGGGCUGCCUUUUAUCCAUACAAUAGUCAUCGCCGACCUUCACAAACACAAUCAGAUGGUAUCCAAUACUCGAGCGCAGCGGACUAUAGCAGCAGUAAUACAGAGACACCAAGUACAGAUGCGUCAGCCACUCCUGCAAUUGAUCGCAUGAGUAUUGAUGGCAUCACAAAUCCGCAGAUUGGAGGAUUCCAUUGUACUUACCCUGGUUGUAAUGCCCAGCCUUUUCAAACUCAGGUGACAUUCCUUUUAUUCUUUUCCUUCUAUAAAGACUUACGGACAACCAGUAUCUCUUGAAUUCUCAUGCCAAUGUGCAUUCCUCCAACCGACCUCACUACUGUAGUGUUAAGGGCUGUCCCAGGAGUGAGGGUGGAAAGGGAUUCAAGAGGAAAAAUGAAAUGAUACGGCAUGGCCUGGUACACGACUCACCUGGUUACGUGUGCCCAUUUUGCCCUGGUAGGGAACAUAAAUAUCCAAGACCAGAUAAUUUGCAAAGGUAUGUCUUUCCAUAUCGCAUUAACGAAAUAUUUUGACUGCAUCUUGACAACAUCUAAUCACGAAUAGGCAUGUACGGGUCCAUCAUGUUGAUAAAGAUAAGGACGACCCACAACUUCGAGAUGUCCUCUCGCAGCGCCCAGAAGGACCGAGCAGAGGUCGUCGACGAAGGGGCGGUAAUUCGUGAAUUAUCAAUGCCAAACACGAUAUGGUACAUUACUAUUCAACAAGUACGACAGGCCCCAUAACAGAAUGCCAAGAGGAAGGAACAGGUUCUCAAAAGUAUAUAUAUCCGUUUCUCAGCCGGAUCAGAAACACUCUUCUUGUCCGAAUAGUGGUUUGUGUGAAAAUUUGGGGGGUUGUUUUAUCGUUGGCGUUAAAAGGAACUAGGGGGUUUCUUACUCAGGGGUCGGUGUUCUUUUUUGGGGGGUGGUCACUUUGUUCGUCAUUCUUACCUUUUUUUUGUUCGCCCUUUGACGAGUUCCACGACAUUAUCUCGGAGUUUCCGGAGCAUAUUCUGUUUCAUGGGGGCGGGGGUUUUGACUUUGGUUUUUGUGUCAGUGGAGGGGAUACCAGAGAUGACUCGCGUCUUUUGCUUUUUUCGGUUGAGAGUUUCUUUUGAGCCUCUUUUUCUUUUCUUUUGCGAUGAGAAUGGAAUUGCACAAAGUUGGUACAAGAAGUCGGGAGCUGAACUUGGCAUCGCUUGCACCCCGUUUUCUUCUUUCGUUUUCUAUGGGAUGUUCUAGGGUCUUUGAGGAUUUUUGGAUGGGAAAUGGACGUGCAUAUAACUGUCGCUAUUACAGUGCUGGGAACUAUUUUUGAGGUUUUCGAAGGGGGUUUUCUCUUUUCUCCAUGGUAUCUAUACAUGGCUGGGGGAAGGGAAGGGAUUUGAUGGGUUGGGAUUUGAUGGGUUGGG